Acanthochromis polyacanthus (spiny chromis) is the source of this 1381-nucleotide messenger RNA. RefSeq names its product iron-sulfur cluster assembly enzyme b (gene iscub). Lineage: Eukaryota; Metazoa; Chordata; Actinopteri; Pomacentridae. Bases 58 to 555 code for a protein of 165 amino acids. The record is from RefSeq and is a predicted model, not a curated record. Gene Ontology annotation, biological process: iron-sulfur cluster assembly; intracellular iron ion homeostasis. Gene Ontology annotation, cellular component: mitochondrial matrix; cytoplasm. The transcript has 5 exons. Gene Ontology annotation, molecular function: 2 iron, 2 sulfur cluster binding; ferrous iron binding.
ACGCGGUUAGUUGAGCUCAAGCUGCUCUCCUCUUUCAAACUGCGCCACUCUGUCAACAUGGCGGGCACCGUGGCGAAGAAGUGUCUCAGUCCUCUGACUUUUCUCACCAGGAGGCUUUCUGCUCCGGAGUUUAUCACUCAGUGCUGCUACCACAAGAAGGUGGUGGAUCACUAUGAGAACCCCAGAAAUGUGGGCACACUGGACAAAAACUCCAAGAAAGUUGGAACUGGCUUGGUGGGCGCUCCAGCCUGUGGAGAUGUGAUGAAGCUUCAGAUUGAAGUGGAUGACAAUGGGAAGAUUGUGGAUGCCAGGUUCAAAACUUUCGGCUGCGGUUCUGCGAUCGCCUCCAGUUCUCUGGCCACAGAGUGGGUGAAAGGCAAAUCUGUGGACGAAGCUCUGACCAUAAAGAACACUGACAUUGCCAAAGAGCUCAGUCUUCCACCUGUUAAACUUCACUGCUCCAUGCUCGCAGAGGACGCCAUCAAGGCAGCUCUUGCCGACUAUCGUCUCAAGCAACAUGACGACCAGCAGGAGGCAGCCAGCGCCAGCAACUAAUCCGAGCGCUUUCACUCUGAGCUGGACAACAUUUGCCUCCAGUCCAGCUUCACCACCUCACUUUCCUGCAGUAAUGAUGAUCAGUAUCAUCACCCCUCUGUAGCAGUGUUACACCAGGCUUUCUGUGCUAGUCUGAUCCUCCAACCCUGUAUACUGUAUCUCUUAGCCUGUCACGUUAACGCACAAUAUAAGCACUGUUUCGGGUUGUUGGUACAAAGUUGAGCCUUAUUUUUGAGAUUGAUUGCAUUCCAGUGUAUUUUAAGAUUUUGUGCUGGCGGAGUGUUCGUUCUGAAAGGUGUGAUGGAGGUAUUUAUUAAAGCUAAAAGCUUUUCAAAGCUGCAGUGUGGGACUUUUACAUGUAUUAUAACCUCUGUUACAUUUAAACCCCUUGCCAAACACAAUGCUGAUUAAGCUCAUGACCACUCAGUAAAUAUCUCUGUAUUUCACAGCACCAGUUUUGAUAUAUUUUACGUCAACCAGCAAUGAGUGAAGGAUACAGCUACUAGGAGUGUCGCACAAAAAGAAGCAUCUGAGGAAAAAGUUACAAUACUCCAGAUAAACAAACUUGGCAUUCAGAAGAAGGAUUACAAUUUGAACGCACUGAAAACACUUUACAGUGUUUGUGUAAUAACUCUCACUGCCAAAAGGGGGAGACAAAAGCUCCACACUGCCGCUUUAAAGAUCCUGCCUGCACCCUAAGCACUCACCUGUUUUAUGCAAUUAAGCAAAGUGGCUUGAAACAAAGAAAGGGUCCAUUAGUUUUCAGUGUAAUUUAUUUUUACCUGUGCUUAACUGAAAGUCUGCAAUAAAAGUAUACUGAAUCAUA